AUGGGAGGCGAGCGGGCUCUCAGCAGAGGCCAGCUUAGCCCGCGGGAGCUGCCUCUGAGCAGCGGGCGGGAGGGCAGUGCCGCCCUGUGGCCACCGGGCUUCGCGGAUCGCGGCUCUCCGCACACGGGUCGCAGGACCACGCCGGGCACCUCCAGCACCCCAAGUCCGCGGGAGCGCACGCGGGCCCUGAUGCGGGACUUUCCGCUUGUGGACGGGUGGCUGCAGUGUGUGCGGGCUGGUGGGGGCCGCCACAACGACAUGCCCCUGGUCCUGAGGCAGUUUUACCACAAUGGGCUACAGGAUGUUAAUCUGUGCAAUUUUAGCCAUGGCCAGACCAGCUUGGACAGGCUGAAAGACGGUCUCGUGGGUGCCCAGACCCACGAACGGGAUGCUGUGCGCCUCCCCCUGGAGCAAAUUGACCUCAUCCGCCUCAUGUGUGCCUCCUAUUCUGAGCUGGAGCUUGUGACCUCAGUUAAAGCUCUCAACAAUACCCGGAAGUUGGCUUGCCUCAUUGGUGUGGAGGGCGGCCACUCACUGGACAGUAGCCUCUCCAUCUUGCGUACCUUCUAUGUGCUGGGUGUGCGCUACGUGACACUCACCCACACCUGCAACACGCCCUGGGCACAGAGCUCAGCAAAGGGUAUCCACCCCUUCUACAGCAAUGUCAGUCGGCUGACCGGCUUUGGCGAGAAGGUGGUGGCAGAAAUGAACCGCCUGGGCAUGAUGGUGGACUUGUCCCAUGUCUCGAUGCUGUGGCACGCUGCCCGGGGUGUGUGCAAGAACACUCGGAAUGUUCCUGAUGAUAUCCUGCAGCUUCUGAAGAAGAACGGUGGCAUCGUGAUGGUGUCCUUGUCCGUGCGGGUGCUGCAGUGCAACCCGUUAGCCAACGUGCCUACCGUGGCAGAUCACUUCGACCACAUCAGGGCAGUCAUUGGAUGCAAGUUCGUCGGGAUUGGCGGAGAUUAUGACGGGGCUGGCCGGUUCCCACAGGGGCUGGAGGACGUGUCCAUAUACCCGGUACGGGAGGAGAACGAGGGACAGAGUCCCUUGGAGGAUGAGUUUCCAGAUGAGCAGCUGGGCAGCUCUUGCCGCUCCGUCCUCCCACGCCGCAAGGCUCCCCGCGCGCUCACCCGUUGGCCUCUUCUGCGUCUUUUGCUCCUGCUGUGGCUGCUGCCGUGGCCGGUAACCCGCGCCCGGACCACGCAGGGAACCCCCAGCGCCUCGACCAGGCCGGACACCUCCAGCGCCCCAACAGUGCCGGGCUCCCCGAGAGCCCCGAGUCUGCAUGAGCGCGCGCGGGCCCUGAUGCGGGACUUCCGGCUCGUGGAUGGCCAGAACCACCUGCCCCUGCUCCUGAAACAGCAUUUCCGGAACAAGCUACCGGAGGUCAACCUGCGCAAUUUCAGCCUUGGCCAAACCAGCCUGGACAAGCUCAGGGAUGGCCUUGUGGGUGCCCAGUUCUGGUCAGCCUACGCACCAUGCCACACCCAGGACCAGGAUGCUGUGCGCCUCACGCUGGAGCAGAUUGACCUCAUUCGUCGCGUGUGUGCCUCCUACUCUGAACUGGAGCUUGUGACCUCAGCCAGAGGACUGAACGGCACUCAAAAGCUGGCUUGCCUUAUUGGUGUGGAGGGUGGUCACUCACUAGACAGCAGCCUCUCUGUGCUGCGCAGUUUCUAUCUGCUGGGAGUACGCUACCUGACACUCACCUUCACCUGCAACACGCCCUGGGCAGAGAGUUCCACCAAGUUUCAACACUUCUACACCGACAUCAGUGGGUUGACAAGCUUUGGUGAGAAGGUGAUAGGGGAAAUGAACCGCCUGGGCAUGAUGGUGGACUUGUCCUAUGGGUCGGACACCUUGGCGCGGCAAGCCCUGAAGGUGUCAAGGGCCCCUGUGAUCUUCUCCCACUCAGCUGCCAAGGCUGUGUGCGACAAUAUGCUGAAUGUUCCCGAUGACAUCCUGCAACUUCUGAAGAAAAAUGGUGGCAUUGUUAUGGUGUCGCUGUCCACGGGGGUGCUGCCGUGUAACCUGUUUGCUAAUGUGUCCACCGUGGCAGAUCACUUUGACCACAUCAGGGCUGUCACUGGAUCUGAGUUCAUCGGGAUUAGCGGAAACUAUGAUGGGUCUGGCCGGUUCCCUGAGGGGCUGGAGGACGUGUCCACAUACCCGGUACUGAUAGAGGAGUUGCUGAGGCGUGGCUGGAGGGAGGAAGAGCUGCAGGGUGUCCUUCGUGGAAACCUGCUGCGGGUCUUCAGACAAAUGGAACAGGUGAGAGAGGAAAACAGUGGCCAGAGCCCUGCGGAGGAUGAAUUUCCAAACAGGCAGGUGGGCAGGUCGUGCCACUCCCACCUGACUCAGCCUCAGAAUGAACACCUGGCCGCACACCGUGUGGGAAACAAGUGGCCAACCAAUCAGGCCCUCCAGAGGCCCUCAAAAGCCUCCCCACACGUCGUUCUAGGCCUCAUGGCUGCUGCCACCUUCUCAAUCCUCAUCCUAUGGCUCUAG
Messenger RNA from Eubalaena glacialis (North Atlantic right whale), 2508 nucleotides. RefSeq names its product dipeptidase 3-like. The transcript has 22 exons. Gene Ontology annotation, biological process: proteolysis. Bases 1 to 2508 code for a protein of 835 amino acids. Lineage: Eukaryota; Metazoa; Chordata; Mammalia; Artiodactyla; Balaenidae. Gene Ontology annotation, molecular function: metallodipeptidase activity. The record is from RefSeq and is a predicted model, not a curated record.